Molecule: messenger RNA, 1566 nt
Organism: Dioszegia hungarica
Lineage: Eukaryota; Fungi; Basidiomycota; Tremellomycetes; Tremellales; Bulleribasidiaceae
Product: ribonuclease H2, subunit C
Exons: 2
Coding region: 1-1566 (521 amino acids)
Biological process (GO): RNA catabolic process
Cellular component (GO): ribonuclease H2 complex
Source: RefSeq, a predicted model, not a curated record
AUGUCACCAACCUUCAUUCUCGCCCCUAUCCCCUCAGCUUCCCCCCUCCCCUCGAGCCCCUCUCUCAACCUCCUCCCCUUCUCCCUCGGCCUAACUUCCAAACCAUACACCACCCCCUCCGCGCCCUUAUCGACCUUCUUCCGCCCUCGUCCCGCACCUUCAGGUACUCCCGGUAUACCCACAGGCACGCCCAUUGCAGCGUUUCGCGGAAGACAGAUUGCAGGCCAGUCUGUGCCUGUUCCGAGGGGGUACAGGGGGAUUGUGAUCGCUGCAGACAGGCCUGAUGUUGUCAAGUAUUCCUCCGCCUCAUCGCAGGAGCCGGUAGAGGAUGAAGGGGAAAUUAGAGGGAGGGCAAGGAAGGGAAAGUGGCCGUUGACGCCUGCGGCAUCGAGCGCUUCUGUGGGGGGAGGGAGUACCUCGGCGGCGACCACGGUGGUGGAUGAGGGAGAAGGUGAGGAUGGGACAGAGAUGCGCCGAUCGACUCGGUCGAACGGGUUCGAGAGGCUCAAGCAGCGCGUGAAAGGUGCGGGGCAGGUGGCGCUCGCCAGACCCAAGAGAGGGGCCGUCAAGACGGGGAAGAAGCGAUACAGGCUGGACUCGGACGAUGAGGACGAGGCCGGCGGGGCCGAGCUGGACUCUCAGGUUGACAUCGAAAGUCCCUCAUCGCAGAUCACGCCUACGCUAGAUGGGGAUGUACCUGUCCUGCCUACUUUGACCUACGGCACACCCUCCAAACGCCCCCGCUCCUCCCUCAUAUCCACCCCAACCCGCCAGUCCCCCCGGCUCGCCCUCCCCCGCACCCCUAUACCACCCUCAUCCCGGAAAGCCCAUCUACCUGCGAUUACCCUCCAAGAAGCUACGCCACUUAAGGAGCCCCUCCCUCCCCCUCCGGCGCACUUGCGGCGGAAGAAGAACAAGGCGGAUUAUGUGAUCCCGGGCACACCAGGCGCAGAGGUGCUGGUCGAGCAGGACGAGACGGAUCCGGCUGUAGCAUCACCGGGCGGAUCAGGGGUGGACGAACUGAAGGAGGUGUUGGUGGAGGAAGGGAUGAUCCCCUCGCCUGCUACGGAGAAUGACCCGCCUACUUUCCCAGUCCUAUCAGCGGCUCCCAGCCCCGAAACGCCCAAAAUCGAGAAAGAGCCAUUUCAACCUACUCGGGCGAUGGAGCAGGACCUCUCGUCCUCCCUGGACAUCUCUGGUCCUAUUCGCGUCUUACGGCCGGUUUCGUCUUUUGAUGCUAUAACGCUCUGGACGCCAGAUGGGCCUCUGGCGGGGUACAAGCCCCCAAAUGCUUCGGGGCAGGUGGAUGCGGCGAAGGCAGAGUCAGCGGUGAGCGGGACUGCGGAGGCGUUGGCAAGUGCAGAAGCGUCGGCAGCGGCGGAGGUGAAAGAGGAAGAUGGGCCGAAAGUUCGAGAAGGGUGGUGGGCGCCCGGAGGGAGUGGGGAGGGAGGGGACGAGGUAGUUCGAGCGAUGGGCGAGUGGUUGGGGCUGGUAGAGAUGCUGAAUGAGCCGGUGUAUCUGGAUAAAUACCAGGAUGAGGACGGCGAUGAGGACGACGACGAGUGA